Molecule: messenger RNA, 595 nt
Organism: Nicotiana tabacum (common tobacco)
Lineage: Eukaryota; Viridiplantae; Streptophyta; Magnoliopsida; Solanales; Solanaceae
Source: RefSeq, a predicted model, not a curated record
UCUUCUUCACUCUUUUCCUCUUUUACAGAAAAAAUCCAAAAAGGAAAAAGAAGAAAGAACCCAUUUUGAUCGGCCAUUUUCAUGAUUCAGGUCUUUUUCAACAAAAAUUAGGGUUCUUUUCCCAUUUCAAGAAAAUUUUAGGGCUUCUUCCACCCUUUUUUUUUCCAUCAGAAUCAUUAAUUUUUGUCAAAGAAAAUGGAGAAGUUGAACAACAUUUUCAAGAAGAAGACUUCACCCAAAGAAGCACUAAGGACCAGUAAAAGGGAAAUGGCUGUUGCUACCAGAGGCAUUGAGCGGGAGAUUUCAUCUUUACAAAUGGAGGAGAAAAAGUUAGUUGCAGAGAUCAAGAAAACAGCCAAAACAGGAAACGAGGCAAGUGUUUGUUCAUUAAACUUAUUUUUUGUUACUAACACCACACUUGGAAUCGCGAUCAUAUUGAUAUUGGUCUCCCUGGGUGCUUAUUUGCACUAGAAACUGCAUGCUUUUUGCAGCCUCUUAUUUCUUUUGGUAUGUAAGAAAGAGGCCGAACAAGUUACAAAGCCGGACGAUCUCGCGUGUCCCCGGUACGUAGCCUCCUCCUCGACUCGAGCUGUCC